Molecule: messenger RNA, 3250 nt
Organism: Mus musculus (house mouse)
Lineage: Eukaryota; Metazoa; Chordata; Mammalia; Rodentia; Muridae
Gene: Tpm2
Product: tropomyosin 2, beta, transcript variant Tpm2.2
Exons: 9
Coding region: 201-1055 (284 amino acids)
Cellular component (GO): actin cytoskeleton; cytoskeleton
Molecular function (GO): actin filament binding; protein homodimerization activity; actin binding
Source: RefSeq, marked reviewed
AAGGUUUGGGCCUUGGUGGGGGAGGGUCCUGGUCCCCCGGCUCCGCCCGGCUCCUCCCCGCCUUUUAGGCGCCCGCGCUGCUGGGACAUCACAGUCCCUCUUGGUCCUCCUGACCUGUCCCCUGUGCAUCCAGAGCUCGCGCCUAGCCCAGUCUACCUACUCUUCACCGCUCUCCCGCCAGCCCACUCCCCACCGCAGCCAUGGACGCCAUCAAGAAGAAGAUGCAGAUGCUGAAACUGGACAAGGAGAAUGCCAUCGACCGCGCGGAGCAGGCCGAAGCCGACAAAAAGCAAGCUGAAGACCGAUGCAAGCAGCUGGAGGAAGAGCAGCAGGCCCUCCAGAAGAAGCUGAAGGGGACAGAGGACGAGGUGGAAAAGUAUUCCGAGUCCGUGAAGGAUGCCCAGGAGAAACUGGAGCAGGCUGAGAAGAAGGCCACCGACGCUGAAGCAGAUGUGGCCUCUCUGAACCGCCGCAUUCAGCUCGUAGAGGAGGAGUUGGAUCGGGCACAGGAGCGCCUGGCUACAGCCUUGCAAAAGCUGGAGGAGGCUGAGAAAGCCGCGGAUGAGAGCGAGAGAGGAAUGAAGGUCAUUGAAAACCGGGCCAUGAAGGAUGAGGAAAAGAUGGAGCUGCAGGAGAUGCAGCUGAAGGAAGCCAAGCACAUCGCUGAGGACUCAGACCGCAAAUAUGAGGAGGUGGCCAGGAAGCUGGUGAUCCUGGAAGGGGAGCUGGAGCGCUCGGAAGAGAGAGCCGAGGUGGCUGAGAGUAAAUGUGGGGACCUAGAGGAGGAGCUGAAAAUUGUUACCAACAACUUGAAAUCCCUGGAAGCCCAAGCGGACAAGUAUUCCACCAAAGAGGACAAAUACGAAGAAGAGAUCAAACUUCUGGAGGAGAAGCUGAAAGAGGCUGAGACCCGAGCAGAGUUUGCUGAAAGAUCUGUGGCAAAGUUGGAGAAAACCAUUGAUGAUCUGGAAGAUGAAGUCUAUGCACAGAAGAUGAAGUACAAGGCCAUCAGCGAGGAGCUGGACAACGCACUCAAUGACAUCACUUCCCUCUGAGUCCCCACUGUGGCCAUCGCAGGCCCCUUUCUCUCCUCUCUUUACAUUCUCUCUGAGGGGAGGGGGCAGCCAGGAGGAGCACCAGCUAGCCACGUUGCACAGCCAGCCUGAGGGCAGCCUGAGGAACACGUCUGCCACCCCUGCCACCCACUCUGGCACUGGCUUUUCUCCUGCCAUCUAUCUACCAUGCACUGACCUCCACCCCUCCACUACUUAAUAAACUCUGAACUUGGUCUCCAUGCUCUUCUACUCCGGAAGCCCUUCUCCCUUUCAAAGCACUGAUUCACUCCUGAGUCCCUGGCUUUUACUGCCGUCCUCCAUCUGUGACGCUCAGCCCUCCUCCCUCAGCACACUGUGGCUCACACAGACCCUCCUGCACUGCACUCCCAGCCUGGCACUUUCUGAUAAUCAAUGCAUGUGGCUAUACACACCCUUCCUCCCCACCUCGGCAGCCCAGUCACUGACCUUGGCACACUUAACUGGGAUUCCAGGAUCUGAGGGCAUUGCUGAGAGGGAAAUGGGGUGCUGGGGUCAGGGGAGGGGGCCAGAAGGUCAGGAAAGGUCUGGUGUGAAGGUCGUUAAAGUCUUGGAUCUCUACAAGAGGGGCUUUUGCAGCAUCUGCAGGUCUGUUUUCUGUCCCAUGUCUGUCUGACCUUCCCUUUCCUGGCUGAACCUUUGUCUUUCCUUUUGUUUCCAUCUUUCCUAACCUUCUAAAGGCUUCUAAAGGAAGGCACCCCGUUUACGUUACAGGCCUCCCCAUCCCAGUGUCACUACCCCAGCCAAGGCCUAGAGCAAGAUUUGCGUCUAGAUAGUCCACCCACUUACCCCUACCAUAGGCCCCCCGGUCUCUUAACAUGACUCAGGUCUCCUAACACAUCCCAGGUCUCCUAACAUGUCCCAGGUCUCCUAACACGUCCCAGGUCCCCUAACAAGUCCCAGGUCCAUAAAGUGUCUCCUAACAUUCCUAACAUGGUUUUUGUCUGUGUCACCUUCCCCUGUCCAUGGUUCCCUUCCCUCCUGUUUACCCUCCCCUACCUCACCUGCUGCUUCCCCUCACAGAGACUUUGGCCAGUGCCAAGGAAGAGAACGUGGAGAUACACCAGACCUUGGACCAGACCCUUCUGGAACUCAACAACCUGUAAGGGCUGGCCCUGCUGCCUACCAGACUACAUAGUUGCCUCCUCGGGCCAAUAAACUGAUGUUACUGGCAUGCCAGGGCCCUUUAAGCCUAUUUUGUUGUUGUUGGCAGUGGAGCGGGAAGGACCCUGACUGAGCAAAGCCUGGCUCCCAUCCCUGUAGUGCAGUCCCACUUUCAAUGGGAGCUAUGAGGUAUGGGUACCAGGCUUAGCAAGCAAGUUGUGGUCCCCACAGAGCAGAACCACCAUCCAUGGCACACCUCUGCUCCAGCAGGCACUGGGCCAGACAUUCUAAAGGCAAAACUGCAAGAAUGGACAGAUUUUCCUCCAUCAGGGUAAAAGCCAGAAAGACUUGCUCAGUGUGAAUUGAAGUUUAGAGGUGUGGCCAAGCUAACCUCCUAACACACACUGCUAGGUGUUCUUGCCCCAAAGAGGUUCAUAUUCUAAUCCUGAGAAAUGCCACAUUAGCCAGGAAGAGGGACUAUUCAGAUGAGCAAAGAAUUUGAAGUAGAGGAGGUUAUCCUAGGUUAACAGGUCAGGCUUGGAAUAAUCACAAGGUCCUCAAAGGUUAGGAGAGCCGAGCAUGAUGGUGCAGACCAGCACUCCCAGCACUUGGGAGACUAAGGCUGAAAGGACUGGGUCUUGAUCCAGUCUGAGCUACAUAUACAGUGAGGCUGUCUAGAAGGCAAAAGAGGGGAAAAAAAAAGAGUGUGGGGGUGGGGAUGAGGUCACAGGCAGGAGGGGAAGAUGUGACAAUGAAAGAGAGGAGUUGGACAUAGGGAAGGAGUCAGGAGCAAGGAAUACUGGGAAGGGCCAGGAGCGAGGAAUGCAGGAGUCAUCUAAAAUGAAGUGUUCCACUUGAGAAAGCCAGGGAGAAUACAGCCCAUGCAUACCUGGACUAGCCAUAACGUUCAUGCAGACUUCCAGCUCUGGGACUGUAAACGUUAUAGGAGCAGAACAACCCUAAGCUUGUGGAAGUUGCUUUGUUUUCCCGGCAAACAUAAGAAAUUAAUAUAAUAUCCCUUUGAUGUGAGGAAUAAAGGCAAAUACACGAGUUUU